AUGGCGCAAACAAUCCGAGCAGCGGCGGUCAUGGAUAUUGCAUUGCGCCGGAUGCGGGCCGACGAUAUCCCGCAGGUGAUCGAGAUCGAACAGGAAGCGUUCACCCCCGGCUGGGUGGGAACGCCGUUUCGGCGCGAGUUGAACAGCCGGUACACGCGUUUCCUGGUGGCAUACUACAGCGAAGAUGCUGAGCGCGACGGCCGCGCCCCGAACGAAGCCGGGCACACAAUCCGGGCCGGCUGA
Molecule: messenger RNA, 243 nt
Organism: Geodia barretti
Lineage: Eukaryota; Metazoa; Porifera; Demospongiae; Tetractinellida; Geodiidae
Source: the annotation of a GenBank genome assembly